Molecule: messenger RNA, 2244 nt
Organism: Epinephelus lanceolatus (giant grouper)
Lineage: Eukaryota; Metazoa; Chordata; Actinopteri; Perciformes; Serranidae
Product: voltage-gated potassium channel regulatory subunit KCNG3-like
Biological process (GO): protein homooligomerization; action potential; potassium ion transmembrane transport
Cellular component (GO): voltage-gated potassium channel complex; membrane
Molecular function (GO): delayed rectifier potassium channel activity
Source: RefSeq, a predicted model, not a curated record
AGGUUUGUGGAGAUUCAGAUGCUCUGCAGCUCUGACCGACUGCUGCCUGAAUCAUCGACUCUGAUCCUCCUCCUCUCCAACCUUAGGAAGAGGAGGAGGAGGAGGAGGAGCUGCUUCUGCUUUUCAGUCUCAGAUUCAACAGAGAGGGAAACACAGCAGAAGUCCGACAGGAUCCUCCAACGAGACUUUAGAAACAAUGAGCUGCUGCUUCAUCAGGCUCCAAAGGCAAAGAGUUACUGUACACAAUUGAAAACAGGAAAUUGGUGAGACGAAACUGCUUCAGACGGAAGACAGAGUCCGGACGCAGCUGGAGGUCUUGAGUUUAUAACAAAGGAUGGAGUCCAGAUUCAGGCGGAGUUUCUAACAGAAGACGGAGUCUAGACACCGUCUGAGUUUGUAAGAAAACAAGGAUGAAGUUCGGCAACAGUCUUUGCACCCUGAAUGUCGGCGGGCGGCGGUUUUCCUUCUCUGCGGAGCUGAUGAAGCGCCUCCCCCUGAGCAGGCUCAGCCGGCUGCACCGCUGUGUGUCGGAGAGCGAACUGCUGGAGCUCUGUGACGACUAUGACCGCGACAGAAACGAGUUCUUCUUCGACCGCCACUCGGAGGCCUUCAGUUUCAUCAUGCUGUAUGUGCAGCAUGGGAAACUGCGCUUCGUCCCGCACAUGUGUGAGCUGUCCUUCUACAAUGAGAUGCUGUACUGGGGCCUGGAGAGCUCCGACCUGCAGCCCUGCUGCCAGCGGCGCCUCGACGACCGCAUGUCUGACUGUUUCGUCCACUUCUUCCCUGAGGAGGAGUUCCGAUGUCCUGAGGAGCCGCAGAGCCACUGGCUGGAGAUGAUACGGAGGACAUUCGAGGAGCCCACGUCCUCCCUGGUGGCACAGGUCCUCGCCUCAGUGUCCAUGCUGUUUGUCAUCAUUUCCAUGGUGAUGCUGUGUGCCAGCACCUUACCAGACUGGAAGACCGCUGAGACCCUGGACCAGCACAGGAUCAUUGAGGCGGUGUGUAUUGGUUGGUUCACAGCGGAGUGUAUCAUCCGUUUCCUUGUGUCUCGGGACAAAUGUGAGUUUGUCCGUUGUCCUCUGAACAUCAUCGACCUGCUGGCUAUCACGCCGUACUAUGUCUCUGUUACCAUGACGAUCCUGACGGGGGAGAACUCCCAGCUGCAGCGGGCCGGCGUCACACUGCGCGUCCUGCGCAUCAUGCGAAUCUUCUGGGUGAUCAAACUGGCUCGUCACUUCCUAGGCCUGCAGACGCUUGGACUGACGCUGCGACGCUGCUAUCGCGAGAUGAUGAUGCUGCUGAUCUUCAUCUGUGUUGCCAUGGCGAUCUUCAGUGCACUGGCCCAGCUGCUGGAGCAUGGCCUGGACCUGGAGACCGGAAACCAGGACUAUGCCAGCAUCCCCGCUGCCUGCUGGUGGGUGAUCAUCUCCAUGACGACAGUGGGAUACGGGGACAUGUACCCAGUGACGGUGGCGGGCCGUGUGCUGGGUGGCCUCUGCGUGGUGAGCGGCAUUGUGUUGCUGGCGCUGCCGAUCACCUUCAUCUACCACAGCUUUAUCCAGUGCUACCACGAGCUCAAGGUGCGCUCCGCCCGCUGCACCCAUAGCCUGUCUGCCGAGUUCAUCAACUGACCAACGAGCAACUGAGCAACAUUGCUGCUGACAUCGAUACAACAUGACCUUGAUCAGCUGACUGUCACUCUGUGGAGAAUUUAAAUGCCAGUGGCAGCGACGUUCCAUCAGCUUUUUAAGAGUCACAUUAAUGUUCAUCUAACUGUUGGAACUUGAAUUUUUAUUUACCUGACAAAAAGAAAAGGAACUGAUAAACUGAACACUGUGAACGAUCAACAUACGACAUGUAAGCAGAUGUAUUUCAGAGGACUGUCGCCGUACGACAUGUUGGACAUAUUUCAGAGGACUGUCGCUGUACGCCAUGGUAGACAUAUUUCAGAGGACUGUCGCUGUAUGACAUGUUAGCAGAUGUAUUUCAGAGGACUGUCGCCAUACGAUAUGUUAGACGUAUGUCAGAGGACUGUCGCCGUAUGACAUGUUAGCAGAUGUAUUUCAGAGGACUGUCGCAAUACGAUGUGUUAGACGUAUUUCAGAGGACUGUCGCCGUAUGACAUGUUAGACGUAUUUCAGAGGACUGUCACCAUACGACAUGUUAGACAUAUUUCAGAGGACUGUCGCCGUAUGACAUGUUAGCAGAUGUAUUUCAGAGGACUGUCGCAAUACGAUAUGUUAG